GUCGGUUCACGCACAGCACCACCACCCCCCUUCACUCCUUUUGUCUUUACCAGCGGACCUCUCGUUUGGUGGACGGGCCCGGCUGCCAUUGAACACCUCUUUUGUUUUGUCUCGUCCCAAGAGUCGCUCUUUUGCUCUUUGCAUCUCCACGUCCUUGGACACCUACCCGUCCCUCUCCGGCGUCGCGGUUCAUGCAGCACGCGCGCUCCAGACCAUCCGCCGCAAUUUGCGUAGCAUAACAAACCACGCUCCACCUGCAAAAGCCUUCUCCAGGACGAGAGCUGACCUCGACGACGUGCACAAGACUUCUGCCUGGAGUCAGACCCCCUCCGCAGCCAACUCCACUCGUUCCUUCGCCGUCUCCUUUUCAUGCAGACUUGUUGAAGCCGGAACACCCCCUCGCUUACCAAGAAGCGGGAGGCAGCAUAUCAAUUGUGCAAGAAGAGAUGGAAACACCGGAGCUCAAAGCCCAACCUGACGAUGCUGAGUCCACCCAGUCCACCCCAAGACGAAGAGUUGGUAGCGCUUCUGCUGCAACUGACUCGCUUGUAACAAUUCCCCUGUCCGACUCAAGUCAAAGUCGACCACCUACCGUCAAUGUCGAGGGCGACCAACUUCUCUCUAAACCACCCAGAGACUCGUUGAGCCCGACAGAUGACUGCAGGUCAUCUCGAAGCUCAGAGAGGAGCGUUGAUGGGCGUCGAAGCACAAGGUCAUCGUCGCACCCUCUCACCCUGGCCGAGGAGAUCGCUAAUAGCCCCGAACGAAAGCUGUCGAUGUUGGUGGAGGGCAAAAGGAAGCGAAGCAGUAGCUCGGCAUCGGAGAGUAGCCUUCAGGUUGAUUGGGAGCAGCUGGACAAGACGGAGGCUAGGGAAGAAGAGCAAGCUGAGGACGACCAGCAAACUGCAUUGCUUCUUGCGCGUUUGGAACAGGAGAACAAUGCCUUGGCCGUCAACCCAAAAGCCGCCCGGGCACGUGUCGACACGCAGUCGAGGCCUCCUUCGGUGCAUCAGCUUAAGAAGAUGGUGCAAGAGCAGGGCGCUCGGUCCGUCAGGUUCUCCUUGGUUCCCGCCGUGGCUCCAAUGACUGAACUGGAAUUCUGGGCGGCACUCGUUCGCGACUAUGCGGGAACUGCCCAGCGCCUGCCACUCAUCACAUCGAGCAAGAUUCGAGGCGGCAUCCCGCCACCCCUCAGAGGAGUUGUAUGGGUGAGCAUGGCAGCAGCUCGGAACACGGUCGUCGAGGAGCAGUUUGAUCGGCUGUGCUUGGAGUCGACCCCUCACGAAAAUACCAUAGCAAAAGAUAUAGGCCGCAGUUUUCCUGGUGUUGAUAUGUUCAAGGAUCCCAACGGCGAUGGCCAGCGGAUGCUAGGAACAGUUCUAAGAUGCUUCAGCCUGUAUGAUGACAAGAUUGGGUACUGUCAGGGCUUGGGUUUCCUCGUCGGCCCUUUGCUCAUGAAUAUGGGCGACAAGCAGGCAUUCUGCGUCUUGGUCCGGCUGAUGGAAGAUUAUGAUCUACGAUCAUGUUUCUUGCCAGAUCUCUCCGGACUGCAUCUCCGCAUCUUCCAGUUCAAGAAGCUCCUAGCACAACACGUGCCCGCGGUUGCGCAGCAUCUGGACGAUCUUGGCGUCGAAGGGACCGCGUACUCCCAGUGGUUCUUGUCCUUCUUCGCCGUGACAUGCCCCCUGGCCCUCCUGUUCCGCAUUUACGAUGUUAUCUUUGCAGAGGGCGCGUCCGAGACGAUCAUGCGUGUCGCCCUCGCCGUUAUCCGCAAGAACGAGAAGAAACUGCUUGCGUUCACCGAACUUGAAGACGCGAUGCGUCUCUUGCUGUCGCGACAACUUUGGGACCCAUACGGCCUGGGUCCCACAUCCGGCGAUGAUCUUGUCAACGACUUCUGUGACUUCACGGCAGACGUCACGCGAGAUAGCCUGCAAGCCAUCGAAGCCGAAUUCAGACGAGCUGAGAGCGGCGAGACCAGCGGCCGCGGCUUCUUCCCAGACGUCCAAAGUGCUGCAUCUCGUUUCUUGGGUCGGCUGUGGGCACCUUCGCACACGCAUACGCCGUCCAAAGCUAACAUUCUGACUUCUACUCUCGCCGCCCCCACACCGUCGCGACCUGCUAGUGGCUUGCACAGAACACCUUCGAAGCAAAGCCUAGCUACACUGGGAUCCAACGACGGCGGUUCAGACAGCUCGUCGUCGCAGUCCGUUUCCACCGCCAUGACUGAGCUUUCUAGGGAUUCGUCUGCGGACUUCGCCUCAAUGAAGUCCAUAAAGUCGCCCGAUUCUUCGACCGGUUCACGAUCGACCAUGGCGAGCCAAAAGGAUAAGGAUCUCCAUAACCAGAUCGAAGAUCUUCUGAUGGCGUGUACGGAGCUGCAGAGGGAGCAGAACCUUCUCACGGCACAAUUGCAAAAAGAAAAGGAGGAUAGACAGGAAGAUCAUGCCGUUUUUCGAUCGCUGGUCGACUACUUGAAGGACAAUUUCACCGAAGACGAAGAGCCCUCACCAGUAGAGCCAGAAACUCCUCUAGAAGAGGAUCCCAUACGGGAUAUGAUGAGUGAGGUGACAAGGCUUGUCAGCCAGGUGGAGACGCGCAUCCAGCCAAAUAAUAGGCGCUCAUCGGGCUACGAAACGAAAGCGUCGCUUCGGGCUUCCAUGGCUGCUCUGAGAGAUCAAUUACAGAAUGAGAGCUUGCGCUCGCAAGAACUGGCGCGCGAGAUUCAAGCCAAGGACGAGGAGAUAGCACGGAUGAAGGACGAUUUGCAAAAGGCGCGUAUGAGGAUUCAGUCUGGCUACAGUGAGAAGCAGCGGCUGGAGAAGACCAUCUCGGAGCUCCGACAGGCGGCACGGUCAGGCCGCUCGAGGUCAGGCUCGCAACCUGGCGUGCAACCGAGCUCCGACAUAAGCACGCCGCCGAGCAGGUCGGAUACCGGCGCGUCUGAUGUGUCAGUAAGUAGCACCGGUUUGCGAGAGUUUAAACUCGCACAGUCGCUGUCAAACAGGUCGUCAAGCCAAGUUGCAUCCUCUCCGCCGACCUAUUCCAAGCGCGUAUCAAGUUUGAGUACGCAGGCCGUUCUUUCGACAGCAGACCACGCACCUCCCGACCAGGACACGCUUCUGCUGGAACUCGUCAAUGCGAAGACGGCCGAGGCGGUCGCCAAGCAGGAACUCGAGGAGCUCAAGGCACGCUUUGAGGCCAUGCGCAAGAUGCUGAAUGUCACCCCGCCCAUACCGCAACUCUCCGUUCCCGUGGCGAGUGCUACCACCGCAGCCGAGACGCCGCUAUCUAAGGUGUCUAGUCGCUCAAGCGAGUCGACGAGCAGCACACCAAAGAGUUCGACCCCUAUAUCGAUCACUAAGUCGCCGGACAGCUCGACUGCUACCAGUGCGACACCGGGAGUAGCGGCGACGGCAGGCAGCUGGGGCGCCGCCGCUGGUGGGUUUUUUGGAUGGGGAAAGAGGAGCCUUAGUUCGGCGCAGGUGCCGACCAUCACGAAGAAGUAAAAAAAUGACUCUCAGUCAGGCCAAGCGGAUUAUCCAGACUGAUCAAGCGCUGAUCGGUCGAUCUGCAAAUCUAUUUACAUUUUCAAUCACGACCUACAUGCGUGUGGCGUUUGCAGCCUGCGUUUUUUGUUAACUUUUAAUUAAUACCCCGUAUGCGAGCAAUGGGAGGGUUUUGGCAUUCGAAGGGAAAUAUAGUCGUGUUUUUGGGUUGUCCAUAUUUGAGCGAUGCCUACAUACGGCACGACCUUGAAAGAGGCAGGCAGCGAGGAAGACGUAGACUGAGAAUGCCUUUGUAGAGCUCAAUGCCAAUUACUAGUGACGACCUUCCCGAGACAUAGGAAAGAAAAUACAUUACAUUCUGGAA
This is a messenger RNA of Verruconis gallopava, 3873 nucleotides long. RefSeq lists its product as uncharacterized. Lineage: Eukaryota; Fungi; Ascomycota; Dothideomycetes; Venturiales; Sympoventuriaceae. Bases 447 to 3509 code for a protein of 1020 amino acids. The record is from RefSeq and is a predicted model, not a curated record. The transcript is spliced from 3 exons.